AGGGUUUGGUAGUCAUGACAACACCUGCUCAAACAUCUAGACCAGUGAUGUCAAGAUCAGGAACAACUCUCAGUAAUGCUGAUAAAGCUCGGAAAGCUGAGGAACAGAUGAUGCUAGAUAUUGAUCAUGGAACUUUUACUCACAUGCCCAACGUCAAAGAAGGGAUGAAACGGUUGAAUGCAUUAAGGGGAGGCUGCAAAUCCAAAUCCUUACCAAAAGUAUCGAAAAGCUGUGUGUCGCCGUCCGAGAGUUUAUCACCAGAACUUUCAGAAGGUCGACGAACCAGACAGGGAGGAGAAAAUGUGCGACGAUCUUUAGAAGAUGGGAGAAAUAUCACUACACCACGGAAAUCAGUAGCAUAUACACCAGCAAGUAGAAGUAGAACAGGAACGACAUCAUCAAUAGAAGACCUAGAUCUCUGUAUACAAAAUAACAGAUUAUCUCCUGCUUCAACUUUUGAAAGAAGUAAAUCACAUCACAGAAGCGAUUCCGAUCCAUUUUCAUCUCCGAGUCUGUCAGAAUUAACUGUAUCUUAUGAUAAUAUUAUCUCCCUUAGAAGAGGACGAAUUGAGUCUGAUUCUACUACACAAUUUAAUGAAGAAACAGAUGAUGAUGUUUUUAGUGGAGCACAGUCACGUGUGCUUCGUACACCUCUAGACCGCGAAAUAACUGUUCUAAAUAUUCCAACCACAAUCCCAGAAUCCCUUAGUCCUCGAACUUGCCAAAAAGCAACAGUCAGCUAUCUUGAUACCAGCAGACACCAGACAACAGGUAGACAACAGAUGUCAACACCAAUUUGUAUAUCUCAGAGAUCGUACAGUUUUCUUGAUGCUAAACUGGUUGAUGUGGAAGCAGGUGGAAACGGUUCAAAGGAUUCAUCACCAAGGUCAGAUGAAGAAGAUGUACCAUUGAGUCGGGCCGGAUCGCUCAGAUUAAUAAUGGCUGCAGAAUUACUACGCAAUCGUUCUUUACUUAAAGAAGAAUUUGUUCUGGAGGAAAGUCGCACAAGAGAUCCGAUGAUGCAGUCAUCGGGAAGCGAUCCAUUAUCCAGUGGCAGCAGUUUAGCAUCAUCUCCACGAGAUACAGGUAUUAAGACUGGACUAUCUGUUUCAAGCAAGCUUCCUGGAAUAGACGUUCGCACCAACGGCAUAAGUAGUGGAGGAAAACCUGUCAAGCGUAGUCAGAGUUUCACGCAAGGACUAAGAGCAGCCAAUCAGAAUAAAGAAAUUUUUAGUGUACAGCGUCUUUCAAUGAGGAGAGUAAAGGGUCAAAUGCCAAAAAGGGACAAUGUGAACAAUUCUGUGGGUAAUUCCAGUAGUGUUGCUGAAUGUGAAAGAAGUGUUGAUACAAAUGUUGCGCAUAAACUUGAAUCACAAACUUCGAAUGUUAUAAAUGAACGAAACAAUGAUUUAAAAAACAUAGAUGAAAACGACAAUAAAAAAAAUGAUAUAUGUGAUGUGAAUAAGAAUAGUAAUAAAAAGUGUGAAAUGAGUAACAAAAAUAGCAGUGCCAUGAAUUUGAAAGGAGCGCAAACAAAUGUCUCCAAAAAACAGGUAACAAAGCCCCAGGUGAAAACUGUGGACAGUGAUGCUGAAAAAUCUUCAAAAGCAAACAAAAACUGUGUCAGUGAUGCCAAAAAGACAAAAAAAUUUCAAAGCGGAGCAAAAGAUCUUACUGUGAAAAAUAAAACUGAUGAAAACAGCAACUCAGAUAAAAAUUUAACUGAUAAUCCAAAAUCAAAACCACAAUCAAAAGAUUUCAAAGUUUCUUUUAAGACUCAGAUUGUUUCACCUGAAUCGUGCACCACUCCGAGUGUGACGUCUGCUAAAACAAGAAGCAUGUCUGCUGUUUCAUCAAAAUCUGUUAAUUCAACCAUUAGUGCUGCAUCAUGUAAAACAAAUGUGUCAUCUGUUGUCGGUAAUGUUGGGGAGGCGGUAGUAAGAAAUCGUAAUGUGUCUGCUGUGAGUUCUAAGUCUGUAAAUUCUUCAAAUUCUGACCAAAGUUUCAAAAAUGGUGAUAAAGCUAAAACAGCUGUUGAUGUAGAGAAAAAUAAAGCUUCGGAAACCCAAAAUGAUAAUAGCCAUCAAAAUGAAAAUGUAGUAGAGAGCAGUAAUCGCGAUAAAUCCAACUCAAGUUCUUUCAAACCAGUUUCAGUAGUUGCAAAAUCAGUUAAAGACAGUCAACUCCAAACCCUUAAAAACCAAAACACUAACUCAAACCCAUCUGUUAAAACUGACUGUCCGAAGCCAACUAGUGUUCAACAAUCAUCAAAACCCAGUGUUUCUUGUCCAACUAAAAACAAAAUUCCUGCUAAGAAAGUCUCAUCUUUGUUAAAAGUUAUGGGUAUAAAGACUGCUUCAAAUGUUAAAGAAUCUUCAGAUUUCCAACAAACUUCUAAAGUACAAAUAAAUCAGGGUAAAAGUAGAAAUCCUCAAAUGAUAUCUCAGAGCUUGACCAGCAUUCAAACUCCUAAAACUCCCAGAAAAGAUGCAGUUAUUACUGUGCCAUCAGCAGCUACUACUGCUGCUUCUGGGAGUUCAGCUGCCGUCUCAAGGAAGUCUUCUGCAGCUUCAGGGAGUUCCUCUGCUGCUUCAGGGAACUCCUCAAAAGCAGGAUGUUCACAGAAGUAUAGAAUAAACUCUGCAGGAUCCCAGUCGAGUGUACCACCGCCUAAACGAUCUGCAUCACCUGCAAAAAUGAUUUCUGUUCAGAAAUCACAUUUGAUGCCAAAGACUAGUGCUAGUACGAACAAUAAAAACUCUGCUCGAUCUUGUACCAUCAGUGGAAUUCAAGUGACCUUAUCUGAAUCCAGUACUCCAACUCCAGAUAAAAGUGUAAAAAUAAAAACAGAAUUAAGGAAAUCUUCUUCCAGCUCAAGCAUUAAUGCCCAUGAAGAAUCUUCCGGUUUAAAAACCUCCAAAUCUGAAUCUCAUAUACCCAAAUCUUCCCACAAGAAGAAGCAUUUAGAACCCAAAGAACCUCUUGUUCGUAUAUCUGUUCCCGGUGAAGAGCCAAAAGUGAAUUUAUCGCAACAGAAUCUGAACGAUUUUCUCGCAGAAAUGCACACACCUGUGAUCGUUAAUCCAUUUGAAAAUUUUGUUGCUCAUAACAACGAGGAUGCAGAAAAUCUGAAUCGUGUUUCUGAAAAGAAACCUGACUAUUCAAUCGCAAAAUCUAAAAAGGAUGCCACAGUAAAAAAUAAGACCCAAACCAAAGCAAAACCUAUAAAGAGUGCAAGAAAACCCAGGGCACCGUCGUCAGCUUCUAGUCGACAGACUUCUGCUGGCAAGAAAAAAGGUGGGAAAUGUAAAACUUCAAAUAACACUGAUCAAGUUCGUCCUAAAAGUGGCCGAGUUCCAAAGAGAGUCAAGUCGGCGAAGCGCAGCAAAAAGGGUACAAGUUUAGCUGACCAUGCUGCUAAACAUGAUGUAGCAUUGAUUUCUGGGAUUGGUUGGCAGUUAGCCACUGGUUGCAUUGACAACUCUGAUGUUAAAGUGGCUACUUUCAUUGGUUCCGAUUCGGAUGUGUCAGACAUUUACGAUGAUCCUGAUAUCAAUACAGAACGUGAUCUGUUACCGUCUCCAUGUCCUUCACCUUUAACACCUGUCAUUCUCCCCAGAUACUGUGAGGUCAAAUAUGAAGAUGAAUCACCUGAAGUAAAAUUUCCACCAAUCUUUUCGGACAGCAACCAUGACGAUUUCAAUUCAGAUGGAUAUAAUGAAAUAACAGCGUCCCUUCACAGAGAAAUACUGAGGAACAAAAUGACUCCAAUUCCAGAAUCUCCUGGGAAUUCGUUAGGUUCCUUGGUAACAAAACCCAAAGCAAACUUUUAUGAAGCUAUAACUGAAGAUAUUAGCCCAGGAAACCAAGCAAAUAGGGAUGUUAGAUCAAAAAACUGUAUAAACUCUGCACAACAAGGUGAAGGUCAUUUAGAGGGUAAUCAAUAUGAAUCUCAGUCAAAAUUUAAGGAGUAUACAACAAAUGAUCGCAACAGCAGAUCUGGUUGUGUUUCACCAGAAUCAGAUGAAAAUGAAGAAAAUAUUAACGAGGUUAUUGACGAAAUAUUAAACCUGACCUCAUCAUCCUUGAACUCUACACUGAAAUCCAACAAGUCGAUUAGAUCUACCAACAGCACUUUAACAGAUGUUGAUGCACGAAUAUUGCGCGAACUUCGGAAACCUGUUGCUGGUUUUCAUGCUAAAUGUGCUGAAAGUGAUGAUGAUGAUGGUUCAGAUGAAUCUAUCAUCGAGGUAACCCCACCAAAGAUCAAGGUCACUUCUCAAGCAGAUGAUGAAGGUUCAAAGUUUAAUGAUGAAGUUAAUGUGCGAGCAGAAGCCAAAGAGUUAGCAAAGGUUGUUCGAACAUUUGGUAAUCUUGAACUGCAUGCUGGUGGAUCUUUUAGAUCAACUAGUAAACGGUCUGGGCGACGAGACUAUCCCUCCAUACAACCAGACUCAAGCCUUCGGAAGCCUCCUUCCGGUCGCGCUUUAUCUCCAGGGAUCAGAGGUCACGGUCGUUUCCAAGAACUCAAACCAGUCAGUCCAAGAAUGAAAGAAUUAAGAAUGGAUCCAAGACGAUCGUCGGAAAAGAAAUCGCCAGAAGAUGCAGUUUUAGAACAGUUACAUGAAGUAGUUGAUGCGGAAAUGCUCGUCCAGUCUCUUGUUCAUGUUAUUAAAGAAGAUGCGAACAAUUCUAAUCAGAUCAGCCAUUUAUCCCAGAGAAGAGGAAGUGGUGCCAGUUCAGCUUGUACAAGUGACAGUUUAACCUCGACUAUAGAUGAGACUAUCCAGUGGAAAAAAGGCAAUGUUUUAGGAAAAGGAGCAUUUGGAGUGGUGUUUUGUGGUUUAACAAAUGAAGGGGAGUUGAUCGCUGUUAAACAAAUUGAACUCAAUUCCAUGGAUCAUGAAAAAGCUCAGAGGGAGUACGAGAAAGUCCAGGAGGAAGUUGAACUCUUAAAGAAUCUCAAACAUCAGAACAUCGUUGGAUAUCUUGGCACGAGUUUUGAAGAUAGCAUCGUCAGUAUAUUCAUGCAGUUUGUCCCUGGUGGAUCGCUGGCUAAUGUUCUUGGUCGGUUUGGAGCGUUGGAGGAGUCAGUGUUUCGUCGAUACACCAAACAGAUUCUAGAAGGUGUUGAAUAUCUCCAUAACAACGAGGUUAUUCAUAGAGAUAUAAAGGGAGGUAAUGUGAUGCUGAUGCCAAAUGGUAUAAUUAAACUCAUUGAUUUUGGAUGUGCCAAACGUCUGUGCUUUAACCUAAGUAUGAGCCAAUCACAGAUUCUCAAAUCCAUGAAAGGAACUCCAUAUUGGAUGGCACCUGAAGUUGUCAGUGAAACUGGUCAUGGGAAAAAAUCUGACAUUUGGAGUAUUGGUUGUACUGUAUUUGAGAUGGCCACCAGAAAACCUCCAUGGUCUAAUAUGAACCCUAUGGCUGCCAUUUUUGCAAUUGGUUCUAAUCGACCAGUGCCUGAAUUAGCAGAAACAUUUUCUCUUCUAGCCAGAAAGUUUGUUAGUGAUUGUCUAACUCGUGAUCAAAAUGAUCGACCAUCAGCGACUGAAUUAUUGUCUCAUCCGUUUAUCAUAAAGAAACCACCUUCCAGAAAAUAACAAGUCAACUACCUCCACUGAUGAAAUCAUUCUGAAUUGCCAUUAAAUGAACAACCUCGCAUGCUGAAAAAUGUUUGAUGUUCCUUGGACCUUCUCACACCCGAGAUAUGAGAAUAGCUUUCUGUAUCAAAAAAUCAUUUACUAGUUCAUGUGGAGCCACAACUGUGUAAGGUAAAGGGUGGUCUAAGGUGCCCUCAUCAAUUUAAGUAUAUUAUAUUGUGAAUUAAAAUCAUCUCAAUAUAUAGAACAGCUGGUGGAUUACAUAAAAAGUACAACAAAAGUCUUGGUUAUUCUGGUGCAUUUUUUAUUUGUUUGUGAUGUGCCAAAAUUUGAAUUGUGAUACUGAAAUGCUGCUUGUAGGGAAUAUAAUUCUUGGAACAUGUCAACAUGUAUUAUUUAUUUUUAAACGUGGAUAAAAAUCCUAUUAUCGUGUAGGUUUGGAAUAGAAGUAUAAAUUAUCUACUGGUGAUUCUGUGCAGUUACAUGACAGAGGUCGAUGUUAGCCAUGUUUGAAAAUGUUUUUUGAAAAAUAUGCUAGUUUAAAUUGACCAGUGAAUCCAGAGACAUUUCGGUCAUUUUUUAUCUCAAGUGGUCAUGACCGGCAUAUAUAACCAAGCUAGAACCCAUCCUGUCGAAGCUAAUUAGAAAUUAAUGAACACCAGAGAAAAUAUAUGAAUAUCAGUGGAUACAUCAAGUUUCUGGGUUGGUCGCUACUAAAGUGAGCUAUUUAUGCGUUUUCAAGAGAGUGAUGUUUUAGAGAAUGUGCAAGUUGAAAACUAAAUAGAAGUAUUUAUGAAUAUUUUAAAAGUGUAUGUGUGUUGUGUUUUAUAUCUUAGGAAAUAAUAAGUGUACCAAAGUUGAAACAUAUCAAUUUGAUAUUUUAUUUACUGCGUGCCUGGAAAUAGGGAUUUAACGAACUAGCAUUUAACAAUUUGAGCUUUGUGCGGGACGUAUUGAUAAAAGACAAAUCUGUGCUGGACAAAAUGACAGAUACCCAAGGGAUUAUGACUGACAAAGUCUAAAUUUUUUCCAGACAAUGUCCAGGACAGGUACCUGGUUUCCAGGCUCAUUAUUUUAUUUAUUACAAAAUUGUUGUACAAAUUAGUAUAGUGGAUAGAUAGCGUGCAGUUUUCCAGUGAAAACGAUUUGAAAAGGGUGUUAUAUAUAUAUAUAUAAUCUGUGAUAUAAGCUCAUAUACAUAACGACCUAUGUGUGGAAUUAUUUUUUUUACUGCUGAUGUGUGACCUUAUUUACUGCUGUAUGGAUGCGGUUUACGUGAUGCAAAAAAACCUAGAAGGCAAUUACAUUCAACAUUUGUUUUAAAAGAAUCACUGCUGAUAAAUUGUAACAGAUUUAUAAUUAUAUUGUUUUUGAUUAUUUUAAUUUUACCCUUUAGCACUUGGUACAUGUAAAUAAAGACUAACUCAGGUCCUUGAAAAUAAAUCAGAGAAAAGUUGUUAGGUUUUUUUUUCAUGCCAGCUUCAGAUCAUAAGGUCUGUGUCAUUGAUACCAGUUUUAUGGUUUUAAUCUCAUGCUUGUACAUGAUAUGACACAAUACAACAUGACUGCUAGGUCGUUAAUCGUUCACAUCUAUGCAAAUGAUUCAGUAAAUUUGAAGCACUAAAAGGUAGAAGGAGUCUUAGGCAGGCCAAAUGCUAAAGGGUUGAGUUAUUUUUUGUGAUUAAUUUGAUCAUGUGUAUAUCUUGUUUAUGAUACAAAUACGUUUUUUUUUUUGUUUUUUUUUUAAUCAUAACCAUAUCUGGGAUUCCCUAUUGGUGUUUUUAUACACUUAUUAGUUUUUUUUAAAAUUGUUGUACUAACCUGUAAAUAUGUAUAAAUAUAUUUAUAAUUCCCCUAUUAACUCAACGUCUUUCCCUAUUAACUCAACGUCUUUCCCUAUUAGCUCAACCCCUUUCCCUAUUAACUUAACCUCUUUCCCUGUUAACUCAAACCCUUCCCCUAUUAACUCAACCCCUAUCCCUAUUUUGUAUAAUGAGUGACAAAAGAUUAUUACAAAAUAUCUAGCUGUGGUAAGACUUUUUGUAAAUAAAUAUUUUGAUUGUAAUAUAAUAAUCCAGCAAAUGGCAUUAAAAUAUUCUGUGAUGGAAAUAAUCAAAUAAACAAUCAGGGACAAAUCCAGAACUUUCAGCAGGGUUGGGGAGGGGGGAGCAAAAAUUUAAGAUCUUUAUAUUUAAAUGUAGCAGUGACAAUUUGUAAGUGGCAAAGGUGUGAAAAGCACACAACUGGGGCCUGAGGGUAUAACUAACCCGAGAAAAUUUUGAAAAAUGGAAGGCUGUGGAUAUUAUAUCUGUCUGUUUCGAACCCUGUUGACCACCACAUCAAAUCUGUAAAUCAGAGUGUCAGAACUUCUAACUUAAAAGAUAAAUAUGAAACAGUGUUGAUAAAGAUUAUAGAAAAACUAUGUUUUGUACAAAGUCCAAACUUUAAUAUAAAUAAAAGAAAAACCUAAAUCGUGGUGCAAAAUUAAUCUGUUAUUUAUUUUCAGGUAUUAAAGGGCAUCUAACGGAAACAUAUUUUCAUAAACAUAGCUAUUUACGGUAUUAUCGUAUAUCUGUUUUAAUCUGUUGUAUAUAACCAGAAAGUAUUGAAUACAUCAUCUAAUACAUAUGUAAAGAGCUAUUUUCUAAAACGCCAUAUCCAUUUCAGGUUUUCGUAAAAAGACCAUUAAGUUUUCAUUCAAUAAAACAAGAGCUAAAUAAAAUUUAAUUUUUACCUUCUAAACUCAUAGGCCACAUUGGUUUGAACAUGUUCUGUGGGAAUGCUUAUCAACUUUGUUUCUUGGGUUUUGUUUUUUUGAGGGGCGGGUAACUUAAAAUACAAAAGGUCCUUGUUUGCUCCUCUUUAAGGCUUUUUUUUUAAGUUUUAACCAAAAAAAACAAACUAAAAGUUACUUUUUUUUUGGCCUAAAU
Patella vulgata (common limpet) is the source of this 8533-nucleotide messenger RNA. RefSeq lists its product as uncharacterized. Gene Ontology annotation, biological process: protein phosphorylation. The record is from RefSeq and is a predicted model, not a curated record. The transcript is spliced from 16 exons. Gene Ontology annotation, molecular function: ATP binding; protein kinase activity. Lineage: Eukaryota; Metazoa; Mollusca; Gastropoda; Patellidae. The coding region runs from base 15 to 5603 and encodes 1862 amino acids.